GAAACCAGAACGUCAAUGGUGGGCAUGGAACAAGGCACAAGAAAAGGUCCAUGGACGGAGCAGGAAGACCUGCAACUAGUCUGCUAUGUGAGCUUAUUCGGUCAUCGACGUUGGGAUUUCAUAGCCAAAAUCUCAGGCCUUAAGAGAACUGGGAAGAGUUGCAGGUUACGUUGGGUUAAUUACCUUCACCCUGGCCUCAAACAUGGCCGUAUGACACCGGAAGAAGAGCACUUAAUACUGGAACUCCAUUCUAAAUGGGGGAACAAGUGGUCUCAGAUUGCUGGAAGGUUACCAGGUCGCACUGACAAUGAGAUCAAAAACUACUGGAGAACACAUAUGAGAAAAAUGGCGCAAGAAAGGAAAAAGAAUUUGCUUUCUUCUUCUUCUUCUUCAUCUUCAUCGGCUUCUCUCUCCAUUGAAACAAGUACUGAUAGAAUGGAGAAUCAAGAAGAAGUAAGCUUUCUUUUGACAAUGGUUGAAGAAAAAGAACAGGAGGUGGAGGUGAAGGUGAAGGGUUACCCCAUGGAUCAGCUAUGGAAUGAGAUUGUUAACUCUGAUUCGAAUACUGGUUUGAGUUUUAAACAGUACAAAGCAAUGGAGUUCUCUCCUCUUUGGGAGUACUGUGUUGAGUCUGUCUGGAAGGUAGAUGACAAUGAUCAGCCCAAUAUAAUUCCUUGUGUUAGUGAUCUUUUGGUCUCCAACUUUCAGAAUGGAAUAGUCUUAGAAUCAACAAACAAAUAG
Messenger RNA from Dendrobium catenatum, 741 nucleotides. Its product is annotated as myb-related protein MYBAS2-like. Gene Ontology annotation, molecular function: DNA-binding transcription factor activity; sequence-specific DNA binding. Gene Ontology annotation, cellular component: nucleus. Lineage: Eukaryota; Viridiplantae; Streptophyta; Magnoliopsida; Asparagales; Orchidaceae. The record is from RefSeq and is a predicted model, not a curated record. Gene Ontology annotation, biological process: regulation of DNA-templated transcription. The coding region runs from base 16 to 741 and encodes 241 amino acids. The transcript has 2 exons.